Molecule: messenger RNA, 2001 nt
Organism: Aspergillus ibericus CBS 121593
Lineage: Eukaryota; Fungi; Ascomycota; Eurotiomycetes; Eurotiales; Aspergillaceae
Product: GID4/VID24 family protein
Exons: 3
Coding region: 138-1907 (589 amino acids)
Biological process (GO): protein targeting to vacuole; proteasome-mediated ubiquitin-dependent protein catabolic process; negative regulation of gluconeogenesis
Cellular component (GO): extrinsic component of membrane; GID complex
Source: RefSeq, a predicted model, not a curated record
UACUGUCUUGUCGUCGCCGACUCUCUUCUGGGUUACUGCCUGGUGCAUGCCCUCGCUCUCGCCCCCGAUCACGCUCCCUCCUCCUGGCGGACUGCCUCUCCGCCACCCAACCCGCCAUCACUGCGCUCACCCAGAACAUGCCCCCGGUCAACUCGCCUUCUGAUCCCCCCGCUCAAUCGUCGUCGUCGUCGUCUUCUGCCUCUUCUCUGCGACCGUUGACGGCGCUCUCCAUCCCCGUUCCUUCUCUCCCCGCGGCGGUGUCCGAUGACGCCCAUGAUGAUAACGUGAGCUUUCUACGAUCUCGUGUGCGCUCUCCACCCGACUCGUCUUCUUCGCUCAGUCGCCAGCGCCGUCGUCGACACCAGACGCUUUCCGAUCUCGACCGCGAACCUAUGGAUUUGGAGGACCCUUCCAGCUUGCGCAUCGAAAUUAACCGUCGCAUUCCUAUCGUGCGCCGUCAACGCGACGGAUUCCACCCCAACCCCAGUAACCUUCCCAACUACGAGGGCCGGAUGUCGAACCCACGCUCGGUUUACGGUUGGGCUCCUGCCUCUGAUGACGAUGAGGAGGAUGUGAGCUACGAGCCCCUGCACGACAGCAACACCAUCUCCUGGUUCGGCCGAUUUUCCGAUCGCUAUGCGGCCGCUCGCCGCCACGCGCGCCGGGAUGCCGCCGGCCGAAGCCCGGCCUUACCGGAUGAACCGUCCGAUAGUGGCUCCCAUCGCCAGAACGAACCUCCAGCAUCGACCACAGAGGCGUUUCUACAGUCAGUCCGACGCCAGCCGCGGAGCUCGCGGACGCGGACGCUCCACGACUAUCUCUUAGACAGGGAACGGACCCUCCAGGAUUCCGAUGAGAGUCGAGAACGACUCGGUCCCACAUCGGCGUCGCGGGCGUAUCGGUUCAUGCCCGGCGCCCGCGGCGAAACGCAUCGGUUUCUGACACACAGUGACCUACGGGCGCGGAUCAGCGCCCAUCGACAGCUACACAUGGAGAACCCCCCGAACCCGCGAUUGAAAGAGACGAUUCGGUAUCUCGACCGCCUGCGGUAUUCGACGUCGUUUGAGGAAAGCCUUACCUCGGCGGCUGCUGGGGGGUUUGUCAAUACCGAAUUUCUUGGCGGCAACGAAGAUGAUUUUAUACUCGACACCACGUCGAUAGCGCCGCCGCCUGAGUGCUCAUGGCUACGACCUGGCGUGGUCUUUUCGGGCUCGCAACGGGCCGCCAGCAGCGCCAACUCGAUCUUCGCACGGGUACCCAGUCCAUCGGGGUCCCAGGAUCCGAUGAUCGUCAACGGGAGCGAUAAUAGCCGCAUUAGUGUAUAUACAACGACAGGGCGACGAUACCUUGCCAACAACAUUUACAACCUGGGGAGUGGAAAGGAUGAGAACUGGCCCGUGAAGGUCACUAUACAUAGCAUCAAUCCAGACGACAUGACGCUGUCAGGGACCAUGGAGGCAUAUAAUAUUCCGGACAAGACCACCCCGGCUCAUGACGCGCAUAUCGUCACAUAUCUGGAGGGAGAAAUUAUCGAUUUCAACACGCACACACUGGAGACGAAGAACUUCAAGGCGGAUGCCGAGAUCGACAGUACAUAUUGGCGGGAGUUACAGCCGUUCAAGGACCUGACGGACGAGGAAAUGACGCGAAAUCUUGUGAGUCGGAAAUGGGUGACGGAGCAGUUAUCGCGGCGGUGGAUCUUGAUGCGAUGGAAGGAACGGUGUUUCAUCACACCGACUGAUUCGCGCCAAGGACUGACGAUCUCGGGGUUCUACUAUAUAUCGUUGAACCGGCAGAGUGGACAUAUUGAAGGGUUAUAUUACGAUCCGGGGAGCUCGCCCUACCAGCAGCUGUCAUUGAAGCCGGAGACGAGGAAAAUGGUGCGACCGUCAUAUGGGUUCCGCUAGGGUCAUGUACUAUUCUGGCUGGCGUUCGGGUUUGCAUAGCGGGUGUUCAUACCAGAUAUAGCAAAUUGCAGCUAUCAAUAGUUACCACUUACCG